Messenger RNA from Exophiala dermatitidis NIH/UT8656, 1298 nucleotides. RefSeq lists its product as uncharacterized. The coding region runs from base 224 to 1069 and encodes 281 amino acids. Lineage: Eukaryota; Fungi; Ascomycota; Eurotiomycetes; Chaetothyriales; Herpotrichiellaceae. The record is from RefSeq and is a predicted model, not a curated record. The transcript has a single exon.
AUCUCUCAAAGAGAGGGCUGGGAUUCUAGGGGCCCUUGGCAGACCUGCUGCCAGGCGUAAAGAGCUAUCCUCUUUACGGUGGUGGCGUGAUGCAUGUCGAUAUGUCACCAGUCUUGGCGACGUCAUCCAGGUUUUGACUUUUUGAAACGUCUCUUGUGAUCUCAAUCGCAAGCAUCGCUAGUUUCCUUCGGUUCAAUCUAUCUAAUUCUUUUCCGGGGGCAAGAUGUAUCUAACGGAUGAUCAAUUUACCUCUGUCAGGCUGACACAAAACAAAACACCUGCACACACACUGAUCCGAGUGCGGAACAAUCAGCGACGUCACCGUGAGCGACGACGACAGUAUAUCGCUUUCCUUGAAGAGAAGGUUGACCAUAGCGAACAUCUUCUCGCUCAGGCAAGAGCGAGGAUUGCGGAACUAGAAAGUAAUUGCAGAUACUGGAAGUACCGGACUGCUGAGGAGCAUCCUGGUGAAGAUGUGAUUCCGGAGUCGUUGGCACCAACAGAAGGACAACAACAGCUAGAGAAAAUGGGUGACGAGACACUAAAGACCACCUUAUGGGUCACAGACACCAGUCGCUCACCCGAUAUGGCUACCACAUCCAAGUCUCGACCCUCCUGGGCGGCAACGAAUUCUACGGUCGCAGACGGGUCAUUCACCCCAAUAGUCUCACCGCCGGAACCAUCACCAGCUUUCAUAUCGCCAACCUCUGUGCAUCUCUUCCAAAUCCCAGAACCCAGUCUCAUGCCGCAACAUAAGACAGAGAUGGACAAGGAAUCUAUAUCAGCCCUUAAAGGCGGCACAAUCUCCGGCCAAUCUGAGGACGCCUCUCAGGGCCCCUUAGGCCCGGAGUCAGACUGCAAGACAUAUCCUCCCCUCCAAGACGAAUCCACGGUACCUUGUAGUCAUGCAUCCAUUUUAAUUGCACAACAGAAUGCUCGAGGAAUGGAUGAAGACGCUAUUCGAUGUUGGCUUGAGAAAGGCUUCCGACGUGGGAAACACCAGGACGAAGGUUGUCGGGUUGAGACAUCAUUAUUGUUCGCUUUAUUGGAUUUCAUCAGCACGUUUUAAUCGUACCGUCUAGCUGCUCUUCGAUCAGGGAGACGAACUUAGAAACCCUUACUCAUUUCGUUCUAUAAUAAUGAUCAACCACCGGCUCGAGCAGCCUCGCUGCAUCCUUCUCUUUACCAUAAUUCUCGAGGUUCCUGGCCCUUAAGCAGCUGUGAAGCUGUAAUGGGAGGUCGCUAAAGAAGUUGCCUAACUUAUUCAAGUCUAGAAUCAGAUCGCUACCUUCAACGGA